Messenger RNA from Diospyros lotus (date-plum), 2085 nucleotides. RefSeq names its product pentatricopeptide repeat-containing protein At3g62890-like. NCBI's taxonomy places the organism in Eukaryota, Viridiplantae, Streptophyta, Magnoliopsida, Ericales, Ebenaceae. Gene Ontology annotation, molecular function: RNA binding; protein binding; zinc ion binding. The transcript has a single exon. The coding region runs from base 42 to 1940 and encodes 632 amino acids. The record is from RefSeq and is a predicted model, not a curated record. Gene Ontology annotation, biological process: RNA modification.
UUGAAAUUUAAGAGUAGCUUUGGAUCAAAAGGGGGCGUUUUAUGCUGGCCUAUAGACGAACCCACAUCCUGCUUUCCCUCUCAAUCCAGUUUACGAACCGUCAUUUCUCAGCGGCAAGUUCCCAUUCACCACUGUCUUCCCUCCCACGUAGCCUUUCUCUCGGCCAAACCAAGCAAGCCCAUGCUCGCCUCAUCACCGCCGGCCUCGGCGCCGAUACCCAACUCAUGGGCCCCCUCAUCGCCGCCUUGGCUCACUCCCCGUCCGCCCCAUCCGAGUACUGCCACGCCGUCUUUCAUUCGAUCCAAAACCCCCGUGUUUUCCUGGCCAACAACACGAUCCGAUGCUUCGCCAAGAGUGAAUCGCCUCGUGAAUCGGUUGGUCUCUACGCGUUUAUGCGGCGAAGUGGGUUGCAGCCCAAUAACUAUACUUUCACUUUCUUGUUGCAGUCUUGCAGCAACGCACUGGCGUUGGUUGAAGGGAUUCAGGUUCACGCUCAUGUCGUUAAGAUUGGGUUCGGUGAAGAUGUUUUUGUUAGGAAUGGUUUGGUUCAGUUUUAUUGUGCUUGUUGUAAAAUUGAGUGCGCGAAGAAGGUGUUCGACGAAAGUCCCCAGUGCCGCGAUGUUGUUACUUGGAACGUGAUGCUGGGGGGUUAUGUGAGGGAUGGACAAAUUGGACUAGUGGAGAAGUUAUUUGGAGAAAUGCCUGAGAGAGAUGUUAUUUCAUGGAGUUUAAUGAUAAUGGGUUAUGUGCAAAAUGGGAAGUUGGAAGAAGGUUUACAGAGUUUUAAGGAGAUGAGAGAGAAAGGGCUGGUCCCGAACGAGGCCAUUCUGGUAACGGUUCUCUCAGCAUCAGCCCAAUUGGGUUUACUUGAUCAGGGCCGAUUAGUUCAUUCCGUUAUCAGUUCUUGCAAUUUCCCAUUGAGUGUUCCUAUCGGCACAGGUCUUAUCGACAUGUAUGCAAAAUGUGGGUGCAUUGACCAGGCUAAAGUUGUCUUUAACGCCAUGCCUGAAAAAGAUGUUUGUUCAUGGAACGCUAUGAUUUGUGGAUUGGCUGCGCAUGGACUUGGAAUGGAAGCGCUUUCCCUCUUUGAAAGGUUCACAAGUGAAGGCUUCUGCCCAGUGAAUGUGACUUUCGUUGGAGUCUUGAAUGCUUGUAGUAGGACAGGUUUGGUCAGCAAGGGGCAACAUUAUUUUAAGAUGAUGAGUGAGAAUUAUGGUAUUGAGCCAGAGAUGGAGCAUUAUGGUUGCAUGGUGGACCUCUUGGGCCGUGCUGGAUUGGUCCCGGAAGCCAUGGAUUUGAUUGAGAAGAUUUCCAUUCAACCAGACCCCGUGUUAUGGACCACGCUGCUUGGUGCUUGCAAGAUUCAUGGAUUAGUUGAAUUGGGUGAACAGAUAGGGAAUAAACUAAUCCAAUUGGAUCCAACCCAUGAUGGAAAUUAUGUACAGUUGGCUGGUAUUUAUGCCAAAGCAAGGAAAUGGGCAGAUGUAGUCAGAAUUAGAAGAUUGAUGGUUGACCGAAGAGCUAAUAAGGUUGCUGGUUGGAGCUUGAUCGAGGCACAGGGCAGACUUCAUCGAUUUGUUGCAGGGGAUAAAGGGCAUGAGAGGUAUCCAGAGAUUUACAAGAUGCUUCAAAUCAUUGGAAAGCGAAUAGGAGAGGGUGGUUACAUGCCCAAUGUUUCACCUGUCAUGCACGAUAUAGAAGAGGAAGAAAAAGAGAAUGCAAUCAAGGAGCACAGUGAGAGGUUGGCAAUUGCUUUUGGUUUUUUGGUCACAGCUUGUGGGGAUUGUAUUCGAAUUGUCAAGAACUUGAGAGUUUGUGGAGACUGCCAUGACUUCAGCAAGGCUGUUUCAAAGGUGUUUAUGCGGGAGAUAAUCGUGAGGGAUGGGAGCAGAUUUCAUCAUUUUAAGGAGGGCAACUGUUCUUGUCUUGAUUAUUGGUAGAUUUUCUUUCAUGCUCCAUUCUUGCAAGGGAAAGAAUAUUCAGGACCAAUUCCUAUUGUCUCAUGUUGUUUUCAUGCACAUUUGAUUUUUCUCUGGUGUGGGUUGAAACUGUCUGGCAACCAUAAUAAAAUAAUUAUAUUGUUUG